Molecule: messenger RNA, 2217 nt
Organism: Dictyostelium purpureum
Lineage: Eukaryota; Evosea; Eumycetozoa; Dictyosteliales; Dictyosteliaceae
Exons: 2
Coding region: 1-2217 (738 amino acids)
Source: RefSeq, a predicted model, not a curated record
AUGAAAAUAAUAAUAUUUUUAUUUUUAAUUUUAUUUACAAAAUACAAUAAUUGCUACAGCACCCUCUACAAUGUAAAUAGUUUAAAUAAUAGUAGUAGUGGUGGUAGUAGUAAUAGUAAUGGUAAUAGUAGCAGCAGUGACAGCAACAAUAACAGUAAUGCAAACAAUAUAUAUUUUAACUAUGAUCCUUGGAUACAGGAGUUUCAUGAUGUUUCAUUUUCAUCAUUCAGUAAUAAUAACCCAAUAGCAAAUAGUGCUGAAUGGUCAAAAAAUUUAAAUAAUAUAAAUAAAAAUAAUAAUAGUAAUAAUAACACUAAAUGUAAAAUAAAUACAAUAAACUAUCAUCCAAUAAUAUUAUCAGACCAAUCAUAUAUAGUCUUAAGUUUGGAUAGUAGUAACGAAAAUUUAGAAUUAAUUAAAUAUCAGUUUAAUAAUGAAAUUGAAUGGAAAUAUUCAUUUAAUAAUAAUAAUAAUAAUAAUAAUAAUAGUAAUAAUAAUAAUUGCAUAAAUAUAAUCAACUCAAAUAUAGUUGUUGGUACAAAUUACACAAAAUCAGAUGUUAAUAAUACAUUUUAUUAUUCACCAGUUUUAGUUUAUAUACAAGAGUAUUCAAGAUACUAUUUGUUUAAUUUGGAGGAUGGUAACUUGGUAUGGAAUUCGACAUCAACAUAUUAUAAUUGUACAUCUCAUAAUUAUUUUUCUUCAAUUUUUCAAUUUUAUUCAAUAUGCCAAAUAAAUAAUGAUAGUAGUAGUAGUAGUAGCCAAGAUAGUAGCAGUAGCCAAGAUAGUAGUAAUAGCAAUAAUAGUUCAAAUAUUUUAAAUUUAAUAAAAACCAAUAUUAUAAAUAUAAACCCUUUUAUAAAUCAAAAUAACUAUAACGAGAUUUUAAUUAAUAAUAGCCUAAUAGAAUUUAAUACUACCUAUAAAUAUAAUGAUAAAACAUUACAUCAAACUAUAUACAGCAAAAAAGAGUGGUUAUUUGGUUAUCCAACAAAAUAUUUUAUAUCUUCAACCCAAUAUUAUAAUUCAAUGGUAUAUAUUAAUUUUGAAUUUGGUUUUGUAGCAAUACUCUCAAGUGACAGUCAAACAAUAUUCAAUACAUGGAGAUUACCAGAUAACACAAUAAACCAAAUAACCCCAGCAGUUAUAACACCAAUACCAAACUCGUAUAAAAGCUAUUUAACAAUAAUGAAUGAUAAAAAAAGAAACAUUAUGCUAUCAACUUUUAAUAUUAAUACUGGUGCUUUAGUCUAUCAAAACCCAUUGGUUGCAAAUGUAAAUAGUGGUCAAGUUUUCAAUUCUAAGUUGGGUGUUUUUGGAAACUCUAUUAUGUUCAUGUUCAAUUAUUUUACUCCAAAGGUUACAUCAUACUCUGGUAUGUUUAACAUUCCUUCAAACGAUAUAGAUUAUUAUCUCACUGGUGAUGCAUUUGGUACCUACGACUUUGCCUCAACUUUGACAAUGUUUUAUUUCUGUAGAUUGAACGAUAUAUAUAUUAUAAACAAUGCAUCGGUCGGAUUUUCAAUAAGUUAUCCAAUCAACAACAAUACAGAUAGUGGUAGCAGUGCCUCAUCAAUGAAUUCAUCAACUGAAGAUUAUGGUGAAAUUUAUAAUGACCAUUCUUGUAAACUAUCCCUUGGUGAAAAUAGUCUUUUGGUAUCUUUCAAUAAUAUCAGAGAAAAAGAAUCUGUUACCUAUAAAGCCAUCGACAAAAUGUGCCCUGAUUUAUGUGGUGAAAAUAUGCUUUGUGCUACCGAUUUGGGUUGCAGUUGCCAACCAUUCUACUAUCCAGCCGAUAAUUGCUCCAUUUAUUGUUAUGCUCCACAUUCAUGUCUGGGCCAUGGUACAUGUGGCGGGGAUGGUCAAUGUGUAUGUGACCCUGAAACAGGUUGGGAAGGUAAUGGUUGUGAAAUUUGUAGAAAAGGUUAUUCUGGUAAUAAUUGCAAUAUUACCUUCAAUUUAAAAAAAGCUAUUAUAUUUAUUUGUUUAGGGUUAUUGGUAACCAGCUCAAUUUGUUUUUUCGCAAUUUUUACUAGAAGAAUUGGAAAGAAAAAUAAAAAAGUUUGUUGUAAUUGUUCAUGUUGGAGCAACCUAUGGUAUAAAAUCAACACAAGUAAAAUUGCCAAACCCAAACACUAUCAAUCAUUAAAUAAUGAAAAAGAUUAUAUUAUUGACCACGGUGAUAAUUCUAUUGAUAGAGAGGGUGACAAUCUUUAA